This is a messenger RNA of Guyanagaster necrorhizus, 417 nucleotides long. RefSeq lists its product as uncharacterized. NCBI's taxonomy places the organism in Eukaryota, Fungi, Basidiomycota, Agaricomycetes, Agaricales, Physalacriaceae. The record is from RefSeq and is a predicted model, not a curated record. The transcript is spliced from 4 exons. Bases 1 to 417 code for a protein of 138 amino acids.
AUGCAGCUGUUAACUCUACUGAAAGCAAUUUACUUUGCAGUCAAGAAUAAACUGGGUGAAAUUCUGUAUAGUGUUCAUCAAAGCCAACAGAUUGCAACACAAUAUCCGUCAAUUGAACAUAGAACUGAGCCAGUUCCUACAGAUGAAGUUGAAGAACUGGCAAGAAACAUUCUCCCCCUUGAACGGCUAGAGGCACAGCUGGCAAAUGAAUAUGGAAUGACAGGAGAUAUCAACUCCAUGGAAGUCUUUGCAGAGACGAAAGCCAGGGCUUUUGCAAAAAGAGAUGCAAAAACUAUGGUGGUACUGAAAGAUCUUGACACAUUGUACCAGCUACGUCUUCGUGCUUCAACCUUGCAGCUGCUUCGCUCCCUCAAUGAUGAAUGGUCCCUAACUGCACGCCACAUUGACACCUCGUGA